AUGUUAUUUGAGGCUACAGCUAUGGCAUUUAAGUACAAAGUUGUUGGAAGUAUAAUUAUAUUUACCUGUUGUACUAAAUUUGAUGCUGUAAAAUUGGUGCGCACUUUCAACAACUUCGACAUACAGACCACAAUAUCUUGUGAUCCCACAACUUUUAAAUAUACGCAUAAACACCGAUUACAAGGUGUUCUAUUUAUACCCGUAAAUAAUGAGUUAAAUAUGGUACCCUUGGAAUAUUUUUCGAUUUGGUACAAGUGGGUGAUUAUUUCGGAUACUCUACCCGAAAAACUACAUACAGUGCGGUAUGAUGCUGACAUAAUAUUGAUGAAACCUUUCAACAACACAAUUCAAAAUGAACUAUCAGCAGAAUUGGGAACAGUGACAUUAGAAGAUGUAUUUAUACAUCCACAAAAUGGCGCUACAAUUCAUCCUUGGGCAUAUUAUAAUAACCGUGUACUUCAAGUAGUUUAUGAGAGAGAGAGGAUUCUCAGAAGAAUGAAUUUACAACUCUAUACUUUGAAAAUUGCCACUCCGCUAGGUCUCUACAGCAACGACACAUAUGACGGUUCGUUCAAGGACUACUUGCAGGAUAUGUCGAUGCCGGAACGUGACUCAGGCAUCCGAUCUACAUACAUUACUUCUUCUAUUAUUAUAGAGAGACUUAACGCUACAGAGCUGUUAAUACCAACUCAGCUGUGGAGUACAGAAGUAAGCAACAGCAGUAUGCUGUUACAACUUCACUACGGUUCAGCUGAUUUGGCUGGAGGAGCGCUCCGUAUCAUGCACAGUCGGAUCAAAAAACUCGAUUAUGCUAUGAAUGUGUGGCCGUUUCAUGUAGGCUUCACAUACCUAGCUGAGCGAGAAAGCAGUAACAACAUGUUCAUGGCUCCAUUUACUGUUAUGGUGUGGUACUGCAGUCUGGCUCUGUUCGCCAUUUUGUUGAUCGCUCAAAGAGUUACAGCUAAGAGCUCUAUGGAGAAGGAGGGCGCUUAUAUCGCGGUCCUUGCUACUUUUUUACAGCAAGAUGCAAGUGCAGUCCCAUGCGGUAUAUCAGGUCGCUGGACAUUCCUCGUAUUAUCCAUAUCUGCAAUGCUUAUCCACGCCUACUACACAUCGGCGAUUGUCUCUGCUCUCGUGAGUACCGGGAGGAGCGGACCGGACUCUCUGCGGUCGCUCGGAGACUCCCGAUACAGUAUAGCGUCAGAGGACUAUGAUUAUAUGCGCUAUUUGAUGUUUGAUGUACCAACAAACUGGUCCGACCUUGAGUAUCUGAAACGCAAGAAAAUGACCAACGACUUCUACAAGGACAUGAAAGAAGGUGUAAAGUUGAUUCAGACCGGGCAAACUGCGUAUCAUACGGAGUACAACCAGCUUUAUCCACAUUUGAGAACAUUUACUGAUGAUCAGCUAUGCAAACUACAAUAUGUGGAUACUGUGCCUGAAAUUCUAUCCUGGCUGACCACCACGAAGCGUGGGCAAUGGACUGACAUAAUCAAGUCCACAGGAGCCUGGCUUCACGAAACCGGACUAGCAAAACGUAUAGUAUCACGCAUACGAAUCCGCCCACCGCCUUGCCGCGCGGCGUUGCUCGCUGAACGAGUCAAUAUACAUGACAUAGCACCGCUUUUGGUGCUCACGUUUUCUGUAGUUGUAUUGGCUGUUAUUAUUCUGGCUAUAGAAGUAUUGUUUGCUAAGUUGAAUAAGAAGACAGUUGAUUUGGAAGUUGAAGUCGAGGAUUCUAUGCAAUAG
Messenger RNA from Colias croceus (clouded yellow), 1749 nucleotides. RefSeq names its product ionotropic receptor 75a-like. The record is from RefSeq and is a predicted model, not a curated record. NCBI's taxonomy places the organism in Eukaryota, Metazoa, Arthropoda, Insecta, Lepidoptera, Pieridae. The transcript is spliced from 10 exons. The coding region runs from base 1 to 1749 and encodes 582 amino acids.